AUUGAGAUUAUUUUAAUCCAUGCCAUGGGUACAACUAAAACAGCUUGUUUUUAGAAGUAGACUGUAGAAGAGCCAUGUGAAAAGCUGGGAGCUCUCUUCUCAAACUUGCUUAGAAGUAGACUGUAGAAUAGCCAUGUGAAAAGCUGGGAGCUCUCUUCUCAAACUGGCUUAUUUUGCUUUUGAUGGAAUCCUUCUAUCUAACGAAGCUAGCCGCAGUGAAGCCCACAUUCAUUCCACCGACUUGCUUCUUUACCCUCAUCCCGCCUCCACUCCGCUUCGCUGCCUCCUCCGCUCUUGCAUUCAGGGUCUACUCAGCCUCUGCUGGCGGAAUUAUUGUUGCAUCUCCUACGCUUGACCUGCCAUCCGUGACUGUUGACCCUAAAGAUUUUGGGACAGGUGGAGGACGUGCUAGGGCCAGGGGUGGCAAGAAACUUCUGAGAGAUGAGCUGAGGGAGAACUGGCUGGACGCCCUCUCUUGCCCAUUUCCUCACGGGAAGCCUUCCAUUGACUGGGUAAUUGGAGUCGACCCGGAUGUUUCUGGAGCUCUGGCCAUACUGAAACCAGAUCAUUCUCCUCAAGUAUUUGAUUCUCCUCACUUGAAAGUAACGGUUGGGAAAGGAGUACGAAGGCGUUUAGAUGCGAGGUCCAUUGUUCACUUGCUUCAAAGUUUUGAAGUUCCUAUAGGAACUACUGCAUAUAUUGAGCAAUCAACUCCAUUCCCACAAGAUGGUAAACAGGGUUGGUGGGGUGGAGGAUUUGGGUAUGGAUUAUGGAUUGGAAUCUUAGUAGCUUUGGGAUUUUCUGUUGUUCCUGUACCAUCAGCUUUGUGGAAACGAACUUUUAAACUAGCCGGAGGUGACACAACUAAGUACUUGGUUGAUUGGGUAUGGGGAGGAAUUCAUUCUCCAAAUUCGGCUUGCAACUUCUAUACUCUUGUAAUACGUAAAUUGUAUUGUCAGGAUGAUAGUAGGGAUAUGGCAUCCAGAUUAUUUCCGUGUAUGAGUUCCCAGUUAAAAAGGAAGAAAGAUCACGGCCGAGCUGAGGCUUUACUUAUUGCUGCUUAUGGCAAGGGCCUAAAGAUAAGUAACAUUCAAAGUGUGACUGAGAACUUCAUAUCUUAAAAGCUGGAAGGACUACAUGUUUCCUAUUUCUCUCCUUUCCAGGGCUUGGAGGAAACACUCGGGCCUUUUUGCAUAUUUCUCUAUCAGUCUUCCCAUUCCAAUGCGGACUGGUAUUUAUGUCACGGGAACCUGGAAAAACCAUGAAUGACGCCAUUUAGAUCAGCCGUUAAUCCCAAUGACCUCCAAAGGAUUCUUGGUUUAAGCAGAUAUGGUUGAUAUGGAGACAUUCAAGUGAUAUUCUGGUCUCUCAAGUGAUUCACUGUUGUCAAUUAUAACUUAUAAGUCCCCCACUCCUUUUGAAUCCCUUGUUGUCCCAUAGAAGCAGUCUUUCCAAGAGGUUCAGGUGAGCACACUUUAAUAUGCCACAUUAUUAAAUCUGGAACUCAACUCAUGCAAGUACUCAAGUAGGUAAUUUGAAUUCAUAUGGGGCCCCUACAUGAAUCUACAUUGGUUUCCUUAUAACCAAUGUAUAAUACUUGUGUUACACUCGUUUCUCCCAGUGAAUCAUUGUCUUGACCAUAUAAAGUGUAUUCCUCCUACAUGUCAUUUGUAGUUUUUGAAUUUCUUCAAGUAUUAUCUUUUCACAAAUGUGAUUUUGAGGAAGAG
Molecule: messenger RNA, 1727 nt
Organism: Cuscuta epithymum
Lineage: Eukaryota; Viridiplantae; Streptophyta; Magnoliopsida; Solanales; Convolvulaceae
Source: the annotation of a GenBank genome assembly